UCAGCGGAGAGCUAGAGCGGCCGGCAAGGAGGAGUAGAGUUUUCUGGGCUGGAGCCCGGCAGGAGCAGGCUAGAACGGCUGGCAGGAGGAGUGGAGGUGGACGCAAAGGCCGACCCUGGGCUGGCUAGAGCGACUCCGAGUCGGGGGUGGGGGAGCCCGGAGCCGGCGCGCGGAGGCUUCGGUUCUGGCUGCUGCGGUGCUUCGCCUCCGACCUGGAGCAGCCCGGCAGAGCCCAUGGAGGCAGAAGACGUCGCCCGAGGGGCGGCCCCAGGGCCCCCCCGACCCGGCCUGGUGCCCGUCAGCAUCAUCGGGGCAGAGGACGAGGAUUUUGAGAUUGAGUUGAAGACGAACCCCGAGGAACAAAACAACCAGUUCCAGAACCUGGAUCAGGUGAAGCGGCGCCCGGCCCAUCUCAUGGCCCUCCUGCAGCACGUGGCCAUGCAGUUUGAGCCAGGACCCCUGCUCUGCUGCCUGCAUGCGGACAUGCUCGGCUCCCUGGGCCCCAAGGAGUUCAAGAAGGCCUUCAUCGACUUCUACCACAGCUUCCUGGAUAAGCACUCGAUUCUGCGAGUGAUGGUCCCUCCCCCCGUGGCCUUUGAACUUGACCGCACGCGGCCUGACCUCUUCUCUGAGGACCUCCAGCGGCAGUUUGUGCAGGAGGUGGUGCAGAGCCAGCAGGUAGCCGUGGUCCGGCAGCUGGAGGACUUUCGCUCCAAGAAGCUCAUGGGCAUGACACCCUGGGAGCAGGAGCUGGCCCAGCUGGGGGCCUGGGUGGCGCGGGACCGUGCCAGCUAUGAGGCCCGGGAGCGGCAUCUGGCUGAGCGGCAACUGACCCACCUGGAGGAGAUGCAGCACACCAUCUCUAAUGAUGAGGAGAAGAGUGCCGCCGUGGUCAACGCCAUCAGCCUGUACAUGCGGCACCUUGGGGUGCGGACCAAGAGCGGGGACAAGAAGUCCGGGAGGAAUUUCUUUCGGAAAAAGAUGAUAGGGAACCGGCGGUCAGAUGAACCGACCAAGACCAAGAAAGGCCUGAGCAGCUUCCUGGAUGCCGCCCGCUGGAACCGGGGAGAGCCCCAGGCCCCAGAUUUUCGACACCUGAAGGUCGAGGUUGAUGCUGAGAAGCCGGGCCUUACAGAACGUAAGGGAGGUCAGGGGGCUCCUUCCCGGGACCGGAAUCUCGGAGGCCCUGGGCAGGACACCCCUGGAGUUUCUCUGCACCCUCUGUCUGGGGACAGCCCUGACCGGGAGCCAGGUGUUGAUGCCCUCCUGGAAGUGGGGGACCCGCCCCCGCAGGGCCCAGCCAGCCUGGACACCCCAGCGCCCCCAGAGACCACGGAGGAGGGUGCCGACACAGAGAGAAAGUGGAAGAGGCUGUCAGGGCGUCUGGGGCGCUCAGAGAGCCUGCGGGUGAGUGACCGCCGCCGGCCUUCCCGGGGCAGCCUCGGGGCUAAGGGCCGGGGUGGGGGCCGCUCCCGGAGCGACGUGGACAUGGACCCCAGCUCCGCCACGGCCGUGCUUGGCCCUGCCCGACGAGCCACCCCGGAGCCUGGAGACGAGGGGGAGCCGGGCCGCUCGGGACUAGAGCUGGAACCGGAGGAGCCGCCUGGCUGGCGAGAGCUUGUCCCCCAGGACAUUCUGCACAACCUGCCUAGGAGCCAGGUGAAGCGGCAGGAGGUCAUCAGUGAGCUCCUGGUGACGGAGGCGGCCCAUGUGCGCAUGCUCCGCGUGCUCCACGAACUCUUCUAUCAGCCCAUGGCAGACGGGGGCUACUUCUCCCAGCAGGAGCUCCAGACCAUCUUCCCCAGCCUGGACGAGCUCAUCGAGGUGCAUUCCCUAUUCCUUGAUUGCCUGAUGAAGCGGAGGCAGGACAGUGGCUACCUCAUUGAGGAGAUCGGAGAUGUGCUGCUGGCCCGGUUCGAUGGUGCCGAGGGCUCGUGGUUCCAGAAGAUCUCCUCCCGCUUCUGCAGCCGCCAGUCAUUCGCCUUAGAGCAGCUCAAAAGCAAACAGCGCAAGGAACCCCGGUUCUGUACCUUCGUGCAGGACGCCGAGAGCCGGCCCCGGUGCCGCCGGCUGCAGCUGAAGGACAUGAUCCCCACGGAGAUGCAGCGUCUGACCAAGUACCCGCUGCUUCUGCAGAGCAUCGCGCAGAACACAGAAGAGACCACAGAACGGGAGAAAGUGGAGCGGGCAGCAGAGUGUUGCCGGGAAAUUCUGCAACACGUCAACUAUGCCGUUCGGGACAUGGAGGACCUGCUGCGGCUCAAGGAUUAUCAGAGGCGCCUGGAUUUGACCCACCUGCGGCAGAGCAAUGACCCCAUGCUGAGCGAGUUCAAGAACUUAGACAUCACCGGCAAGAGGUUGAUCCACGAGGGCCCACUGACGUGGCGGGUAACGAAGGACAAGGCUGUGGAGGUGCACGUGCUGCUGCUGGAUGACCUGCUGCUGCUGCUUCAGCGCCAGGACGACCGGUUCUUGCUUAAGUCGCACAGCCGGACGCUGACGCCCACGCCCGACGGCAAGACCAUGCUGCGGCCGGUGCUGCGGCUCACCUCCGCCAUGACCCGCGAGGUGGCCACCGAUCACAAAGCCUUCUAUGUCAUUUUUACCUGGGACCAUGAGGCCCAGAUAUACGAGCUGGUGGCGCAGACGGUGUCCGAGAGGAGGAUCUGGUGUACUAUCAUCACCGAGACUGCUGGAUGCCUGAAGGUCCCCGCCCCCACCUCCCGACCAAAACACCGGCCCAGCCCCAGCAGCACCCGUGAACCCCUGCUUAGCAGCUCCGAAAACGGCAAUGGCAGCCGAGAGAUGCCCCCAGUGGAUGGCCGGAUGGAGAGACUCUUCAACUCCCUCCUGCCCUUCUGCAGACAAGGCCUUGAGGGCCAGCUCGCUGCCAAGGCCCUUCAGAAAGUGCUGACCCUGAAACAGCUCCUGUUGCCUUCGGAGGAAGACAGCGGGGCAGGACCUCCCCUCGAAGGGGAUGGGGUCCCAGGGGGCGGCCCCUCAAGCCCAACGCAGCAUCAGGAAAUUCGGGAGAAGCUGCUCAGCCUGGAGGAGACCAUUAAGCAGCUGGAGGAGGUGGAGGAGGAGUUUUGCCGCCUGAGACUCCUCCUGUCUCAGCUUGGGGAGAACAGCGUCCCCCAGUCUGGCUGUACCUGAGGCCCCCUGCCCCAGGCAGGCCUUUCGCAAGGAGAGGGCCACCCGCCACCGCACGACCACCGACCACCCAGACCACCGACUACCCAGCGUCUCCAACCCCAGGGGCCUGAGGAGAGGGAGCUGGGCUGCCCCGGGCCAUGCCUUGGGGGGUGGAGGGCGCCCAGAUGGGAUCACUGCCCCCCGCCACCUCCCACUGGCUUUGGCCUUCUCUCCCUCCCACUUGGGGGACUCAGGGCUUCAUUCCGGGGGGGCCCCACCUGGCCCCCAUUCCUGGGCCAUCUCAGUAUUGCCUGGGUGGGGGGGGUGGCCAAACCCUCCAACCCCCACCCCCCAAGUGCCUUUGCUCUGUUUUUAUACCCUGAAUUGGAGGUUUAUUUUUUAAUAUAUAUUAUCUAAGGA
This is a messenger RNA of Cervus elaphus (red deer), 3555 nucleotides long. RefSeq names its product Rho guanine nucleotide exchange factor 1 (gene ARHGEF1). Gene Ontology annotation, cellular component: cytoplasm. The transcript is spliced from 31 exons. The coding region runs from base 235 to 3156 and encodes 973 amino acids. Gene Ontology annotation, molecular function: guanyl-nucleotide exchange factor activity; G protein-coupled receptor binding. NCBI's taxonomy places the organism in Eukaryota, Metazoa, Chordata, Mammalia, Artiodactyla, Cervidae. Gene Ontology annotation, biological process: G protein-coupled receptor signaling pathway. The record is from RefSeq and is a predicted model, not a curated record.